This is a messenger RNA of Drosophila montana, 1535 nucleotides long. RefSeq lists its product as uncharacterized. NCBI's taxonomy places the organism in Eukaryota, Metazoa, Arthropoda, Insecta, Diptera, Drosophilidae. Gene Ontology annotation, cellular component: mitochondrion. The record is from RefSeq and is a predicted model, not a curated record. Bases 174 to 1406 code for a protein of 410 amino acids. The transcript has 4 exons.
CCUGAUAAAUUACCCAGCUAUUCGAUUUAAUAUCGACAAUCGAAAAACAACAAAAAUCGCCAGGUAUCCCUGCAGUGAAAUCAGAUGUUUUGUUAUUCCAACUUUAAUGUACAUAAGUGCAUACAAAAACCAGCUCUAAUUAAAGCGGCGUUCUCACGUGGUUAGCUAAUGAAAUGCUCAAGAAUUUUAUAAAUAUUAAAGCGAGUAUGCUUAAAUCGAGUGUAAUCUGCAUUCAUGCCCACAGAAGAUGCUUGUCAUACUUCUCAAGUGCAUUCAACAAUUUAGCAAAUCAAGUUCCACAAAAUGUACCCAACCAAAGAAUCAAUAACUUGGAUUUAGAUGUUUUUGUUAACCAGGACCAUAAGCAAAUGGAUUUAUUGGACAAACUAACAAAACUCAGAAAACUGAAGGAUUGCACCGCUGUGCCGCUUCUACCGAAUAUAUUGGCAAAACAACUAGUCGACUUUUCCGGCCCACAAGAUGCAGUUAACGUUCUACGGAGCCCUUUGCAGUAUGGAAUAUUCAUUGAUAAGUUUACAGGAUGCCAUUUAAUAGACCAUUUGUUGCACGCUGGAAACACCCGAGAAGCGGCACAAAUAGCAGCUCUACUUGUGGAACGAGACUUAUGCAACAACGAGCUGGUCGCUGUACUUUCUCUAAAAUCGUUUUACACCUUUUUAAAGAACUACCAACCAAGCCUACAAGAAAAGUCUGAGGACUCAGAAGUGGAAAAAGUUCGUGUGAAAUUUCUGCGCAACUCCUUUGAGAAUACAAAUGCGAAAACAGAAGAAAAACAACUCGGCGAAGCCCUGAUUAAGUUAGGAUCCAGUGCGAGUCUAGAAAGGACACUUGCAAAAAAUGCAUCAUUGCUUGGCUUUGUACUGUGCGAUCGCUAUGCUGAAGCAGAAGAGUCUGUUACCCAGGACAGUGACGUUUUAUAUAAAGACGUUUUGCAGCUGUGCCGUAAAAUAGUUGACAUCUUGGAAGCGCAAAGUAAUCCUGAGUUUAAGAAUCUACUGGACGAAACACUUAAAAAAUGUACACAAACUGAUUCAUUUGAUGAGGUUUUAGAUGCCCGCGUUAAGCAUUGUGCCGCAAGCUUUGAGCCACAGCUCAUGUCAGAGUACGCCAAAAGUUACCAAGAGUGGGACGCAAGGUUUCAGCGCGCCGUAGAAGAGCAAACUAAAAUCCAGGAUACAAUUAACCGUGUUGAAAGCAUUCAAAAUACAUUGGAAACAUUAAAAUCGAGGCGCCAAAACCUUUGGUUUUUCGAGAACAAAGAAGAUAUCGACAUUCAAAUUUACAAGAAAAAAGUCUAUUAUCCCAAACGCUGGUUUGGCAAGAAGAAGAAGCCCAAGGCAGUGGACGCGUUCUAUGUACCGCCAAACGUUUCUCGGGGAUACUAAUUGUCGAUGAAUUAGUAUAUGUAUAUGAGAGCAUAUAUGUAGGCCAAAAACGAUUGGAGCCCAGUUUUUUAGAUUUAAUUUAAAUGCUGGCGAAAUAAACAAAGCUUAAAUGUUGUCUCUUUUUUCGAA